Myiozetetes cayanensis is the source of this 488-nucleotide messenger RNA. Its product is annotated as hepatic lectin-like. The transcript has 5 exons. Lineage: Eukaryota; Metazoa; Chordata; Aves; Passeriformes; Tyrannidae. The record is from RefSeq and is a predicted model, not a curated record. Bases 67 to 306 code for a protein of 79 amino acids.
AGCCAGUCGCCGGAGCUCGGGGCUCAACUCGUGGUCAUCGACAGCUUCCCGGAGCAGACGUUCCUGAUGUUCCGGACUCGCAACGAGCGCUUCUGGAUCGGCCUCUCCGACCGGAAUUCCGAGGGAAUUUGGGAAUGGAUCGACGGCACCGACUACGGCUCCUCCUUCACUUUUUGGAAGGAGGGGGAGCCGAACGACAGCGGGGGCAACGAGGACUGCGCCCACCUCUGGCUGGGGGGCCGCUGGAACGACGUCCACUGCAACUACGAGUGCUUCUUCAUCUGCGAGAAAAAACUCCCCCCCUGAAAAAAAUCCCUUUUUUCCCAAGGAAUUCCCAAGAAAAACCUCCCCCCCUGAGGGAAAUCCCUCUUUUUUUAAGGAAUUCCCAAGAAAUCCCUCUUUUUUCCCAAGGAAUUCCCAAGAAAAACCUCCCCCCCUGAGAGAAAUCCCUUUUUUUUUUAAGGAAUUCCCAAGAAAAACCUCCCCUG